Messenger RNA from Adineta steineri, 672 nucleotides. The record is from the annotation of a GenBank genome assembly. NCBI's taxonomy places the organism in Eukaryota, Metazoa, Rotifera, Eurotatoria, Adinetida, Adinetidae.
AUGGUAUCUUGUAUCAUAGUAUUUUGUUUGCUGUAUUUUCAGUUUAUUUCAGCUACAUGGACUUCAUUAAUGAAUCCAAUGACAUUAUCGAAUAAGACAUUAAUAAAUUUGCUGAAUAAUGGUGGUUAUGCUAUAAUAAGUGCAGAACAUAAUCCGAAUUUAUCAAAUAAUGAAUUUAAAUUAACUGAUGAAGCCAUUCAGAAACGGCUGGGUAAUUUAUCAACUGAUUUGACUAAUAAAUAUUUGUAUUCAAAUGUACUUGGAGUUUAUGAUGGUGCUAGUGAACAUAGUUUUCUUGUUAUUCUUCAUAAUGAUUUACCAGAUCGAGAACGAGCUCUGAUAUAUCGAUUAGGUGAAAAAUAUAAUCAAGAUUCAGUUAUAUAUGUAAAACAAGCUUUACCCGUUGUACAACAAUUGAUUUAUACAACAGGUCCAUUCAAUGGUACAUAUGUAGAAGGACAAGGUUACAAAAUUUUAACUACAAAUGUAACUGAUAAUUAUAGUAGUGUUCAAUUAUGUUCAAAUGUUACACUUACAUUUACAUUGAAUUUUGAUUUUGAACAAAUGAUUACAAAUAAUAAUACUAAAACAAAAACACAACAACUCAUUAAACAUCAUGCUCAAAAUAGAAUGCACAAUCAAUUGAGAAAAUCUAUUAGAUUGAUACAUUAG